Molecule: messenger RNA, 1958 nt
Organism: Alligator sinensis (Chinese alligator)
Lineage: Eukaryota; Metazoa; Chordata; Crocodylia; Alligatoridae
Product: C-type lectin domain family 5 member A-like
Exons: 8
Coding region: 296-1036 (246 amino acids)
Source: RefSeq, a predicted model, not a curated record
AUUUUUUUUUCCAAUGCAUUCAAGAAAAAACAAUGCCAGAAAAGAGGCUUGUGAACCAAAGCUGAGACUUUGUUUCUAACUACCCUGUUUUUGGUUAUGUUCUAUUACAAGAUCAGUAUCAAGCUAGAUUUCCUCUUUCUGCUGCUAUUCAACUGACAGAGCAUAAAAAGGACACCACUUCCUCCCUGAGGACAGAAAAUCACGAUAGUUUUAGCUGAAAGUAUUUUGAGUUAUAUCUGGCUAGGAGUCACAUUCUGGCAUAGCCAAGAGAUUUAAGAAGGGAGAAAGAAGGAAGAUGUCAGAAAAUAUCAUGUAUGCUGACCUGAACUUUCCUGCAGUAGCGGGGUUGGGUUCAAGGCUGCCAAAGGACAAUGACACUCAGGCAGGUCCUGUAUAUGCAGAAGUGAAAUUGAAACCCCUGGACACAAGCAGCUUAAAUACCUGUGCAGCACCUGGUCUCAUGAGCCAAGAAGUAAAUACAUCUACCAAAGAACCAAGUCAGCAUAAGCCAGGUGGGAGGCAUUGCUCCAGGGUCUGUGCCCUUGCAGUGGGAGCUGUGACAAUCCUCCUCCUGGUUACAGGUGUGACGCUGAUAGUUGUAUAUCUCUCAAUGGCACAUGACCCGUCAGAGCUACAAACAGUUUCCAAAACCACCAAAGGCUGCCCCUUCGGCUGGACAGAAAACAGAAAGAGUUGCUACUUCUUUUCUGGAGAUAGGGACAAAAAGAGCUGGAAUGCCAGCAUGGAGGAAUGUAACAAGAAUGGCUCCAAACUUGUAAUUAUCAACAGCAAAGAUGAACUGGACUUUCUCAAAGGAAUGUCAGAGGGUGGCUACUAUUUCCUUGGCCUGACAUACUCCAACACCAAAGGGAAAUGGAAUUGGAUAGAUGACACAGAGCUCAAUACAGACAUAUUCAACAUAGCGCAGAAGUACUCUGACUAUUGCUGUGCUGUUGUGGGACACAACAAGGUAGCGAGUGCUAAUUGCAAUGGAUCCUCAUCAAGCAACUAUAUGUGUGAGAAACCUAUGGAAUAAUCCAGAUGUUCCAGGAAGGGGAAUAUCCCCAGACAAAGGGAAAACUCACAAGGACUUCCCCCAGACACAUUCACUAAUAUACACGCAAACACACACAUGCAUAGGUGCCAGCUCCAUCUCCUCCUCACAUAUUAGGAUCAGAAACAUGUAUAAACAGACUUUUCCACAUUCACACAUGUCAUCCAAAACAGCCCCUCCAUGCACAGCCUCACACAAGUGUAUACACACAGACCUGUGGUCUCAUCUGUGUGCAAGCGCUAUCAUGCUUGCAAGUGUUUGAGCGUAUUCUACAGAGGAGAUGGCACAGCCACAUGUGAGAGGGCUGUCCACUUGUGCAGCCUAUAGCCAUGUUUUGCCUUAACCUAGAAGAAAGUAUUCUUUGUGGUGUGUGGAAACAUGAGUGUAUAUGCCUUUCUGCCCCAUUGCCAUGUUGGAAUUACUGUGACCUCUCUCUCGUCCUCCCCACUCAACUGUCACUCCACGAUAGUAAAAUGGUACUCAGGAGAAUGGAUGAUUCUCUGAGCAGAGGUCAUGCUGGCAGGGUCACCGGUCUUCUGCAGGGCUGCACCUCCCCUACACCAUGCCCCUUUUCUCUCAGGCUGUUGGUUCUAAGUGUGAGAUGCCCAGUACAGUCUCCUCUCAAGCUCAGCUGAGUUCUUUGCUCCACAUCUUCUCAACAUCUGUUUCCUCUGGUCAAAUCCCUCCUUGGCUUAACUAAUCAGGUUACACUUUGCCCACCUUCUCUUCUCUCUCUUUCUCUCUUCGUUAUCAUCUCUAUAUCUUUCUUUGUGGAACUCAAUGUUUCUGUAAUUAUUCCUGGAUCAACUUAUUGAAUGCUUUCUUGUCUCUUCUAGUAGGGCUGUGCGAAGCUUAGGGUGGUGAUUUGAUUCAGAGGAGAUUCAGCCGGAUUCGGUGGCCGAAU